Nannizzia gypsea CBS 118893 is the source of this 2544-nucleotide messenger RNA. RefSeq names its product ankyrin and HET domain-containing protein. Lineage: Eukaryota; Fungi; Ascomycota; Eurotiomycetes; Onygenales; Arthrodermataceae. The record is from RefSeq and is a predicted model, not a curated record. The transcript has a single exon. Gene Ontology annotation, molecular function: protein binding. The coding region runs from base 1 to 2544 and encodes 847 amino acids.
AUGCUCCGGACGGAGCAGUAUCAGUACCAGCCGCUGCCAACACGCACUUCCAUCCGUCUGCUUCGCAUCAGCUCCCGCGAUAAGUUCAACCAGCUGGAAUGCACGCUACGGACGGUCGACCUGGACGAUGCGCCGUCCUUCCAUGCCUUAUCGUAUACGUGGGGAAACCCGCAUGCGAGAGCCCGCGACGGCCACCGGUUCACGCAGCAUUACAAUGCCCUGGAUGCAGAGUACCUGUUCCCCAGUGCGGGUGUGCCAGUCAAGUGUGACGGGAAGAGACUGCUGGUCAGCCGCAACCUGUACGAUGCCCUGCGAGACGUGCCGGAAGAUGCGUGGAAGACGUUUAUCAACCGCCGCAACGAUAGCAAGGGCUGGACGAGGCUGCAUACGCACUCGAUCAAUGGAGACGCUAGGAGGGUUAGGUCCCUGAUUGCAUCGGGUGCUGACCUCAAUACAAGGGACCGUGAAGGGAUGACUGCGUUGGUCUGGGCGGUGCGGCUGCGCAGGGGUGAGGUGGUGAGGCUGCUGGUUGAGGCCGGAGCGAAACUUGAUGUUCAGGAUUAUGAACGCAGGACGGCGCUGGAUUACGCGCGAGAGAUCGCUGAUGAGGAGAUCCUUGGCUAUUUGACUGCUGAGAGCGCCCCGGAUGGCUGCCAGCAGCCUGAGGAAGGGCAGGGCGGUGGACCGGAGGUCUGGCUGUGGGUUGACCAGGUCUGUAUCAACCAGACAGACCCGGAAGAACGCUCUUCACAGGUAGACCUCAUGCAUAGGAUAUACCAUCAGGCCGCCUUUACACUUCUAUGGCUGGGAAGAGAGGACGGAUACACGAAGCGAGCGGCCCAUUUGAUACCCAGGUUUGCCAGGGCCGGCAACCAGUUUAUUGAAAGUACCAUUUUACCGUAUACUCAGAACAGCCAGGAACUUCAUAAGAAUGAAGGCAUACCGUACGUCUCUGAAGGAGAAUGGGACGCCCUGGCAGCUUUGUUCCAGAGACAGUACUUCAGGCGUCUCUGGAUAGUGCAGGAAAUCAUCCUGUCCGGCAUUGUGGUGGCAUACUGCGGCGGAGUCGAGAUCCCCUGGAGACUGUUCUGUAUCACCGCAGAGAUGCUGCACUACCGUCAACUAAAGAUGGGUACUGAAGUGUCUGCAAAGUACGUCCCUCUUGGUGAAGGGGGCCGCGGCAUCGAGCAGCCCCUUGUCCAGCUGCUUCAGUGGCAGGAUAGGUUUGGUUCAAACCCUCCCGCAGAUAAACCGAGAGUGGUCUCAUUGGAGAAUCUAGUCUUUGAUACAUGGCAUUUCCUUGCAACGGACCCGAGGGACAAGAUCUAUGGGGUAUACGGUUUGCUGAACAAAAAGGCUCAGGUAGAUGGGCAGUCCGGAGAUGUAGAAAAGCUUCUAUGGCGGGCAGACUAUACGAAACCCGUUGAGCAGGUAUAUGCAGAGGCCACGAAGCAAAUUAUGCUCGAUGCUGGUGAGCUUCGAAUCCUCUCUGCAGUGCUUGAUCACUCCUGGCGUAAGAUUGAAUCUCUUCCAUCAUGGACGCCAGACUACAGCGUGACAUGGACGAAUAUGAUGACUGCUCAUUCAAAUGCAGCGGGUAGCUUGCCAGUUCCCAGUCCCCUAAUAGAAGAAUCAGGCCAUUGGGGAACCUUGACCAUCCACGGGCUUCAUAUAGAUACUGUUUUGGCUAUUGGGACCACAACCUCGGGCCCCGGGGACUUGAAGCGCUUCUUUGACCCAUCAUGGCUGGAAAUAACACUUCUUAUACCAUCAUCAUACCACAAGACCGGCCACCAGCGAUCAGAAGUCCUCUGGAGAACCCUCUGCGCUAACAAGGGGCCUGACGGGCGGCAACCAGCCCCCCAGUCGUUCAGCUUAGAAUUCAGCGAGAUGAUAAGCACGAUGCUAAUUAGGGAAGCAUGGGUCGAGGAAAGCAAAGCUGGUGCAAAUCCCGAGCUGAAUUUUGCCCCUAACCUCGUACAUGGUAUUGGACGAGUUCUCGACAUGUUCUCUGACCCACCGUUGGCUGGGUUAUCGAAGGCGGAUCUAGAAUGCGAAUUUAGUGAACCCUCUAGAAACUUCAGUUCCCAGGCUACCCAGAUGCUAGUAUAUACCCUCUUGAAAGCUCAUGUGCUUACACUGACGGAGCCCGAGGAAAGCUGUUGCAUCCCACCUAUCAAUAUACUCCUUGACUUGGAGCAGAAGCUGGCGGCUAAAAACGAGGAUCCAUCUGUUGGGCUUUUAGAAUUGCUUCGCCAGGGGGGGACAUUGGUACGGACCUUGCAGAGUACGGUGGGCAGAAGGAGGCUCUUUGCGACCAAGAAUCGGUACCUUGGCCUGGGACCGGCCGGAAUGCAAGCGGAUGAUGAGAUAUGGGUUUUCCCUAGCGCAGGGGCGGCCUUUGUGCUGAGAAAAAUAGUAGAAGAAGCUGACGGUGGAUGUUCUAGGUACAAAUUCAUCGGGGAGUCAUAUAUACACGGCGUAAUGGAUGGUGAAGCAGCUGCAGGGAAGGAAGAUGAAAUGAAACGGAUCUCGUUGAUAUAG